Messenger RNA from Callorhinus ursinus (northern fur seal), 456 nucleotides. NCBI's taxonomy places the organism in Eukaryota, Metazoa, Chordata, Mammalia, Carnivora, Otariidae. The record is from RefSeq and is a predicted model, not a curated record.
AUGCCCACCUCUGCUCGGCAGGUCAACGGCGACUGGUUCUCAAUAGCCCAGGCUUCCAGCGAACCAAAACUCCUGUGGAAGGACUCACACAUGAUGUUCUUCGUCCGCAAGAUCCAUACACUGGAGAGCACAGGGGACAUGGUGACACAGGGCUGGGGCUCACUGCCCUGGAACGGGACACACACGUCCAACGUCUGGCGUGACCAAGCCCCACCCAGCUCCGUGGAUGCUGGCCACAGCGUGAUCUUCCCGGAGGAGGUGGCCCCCUCUCGCUUCAUCUUCUGCAUCCACAACCACUGGCACGGGAAGGAGACGGUGGUGGUGAACCUCCUCAGCCGGACCCCUCCCGCAAGCUGGGACGUCAUGCAGACAUUUAAGAAUUACUGCAAAAGCCACGGGAUUAGCCCGGCCAACAUCAUCAACCUGACCCGAACCGACUGCUGCCUGCAUGCCUGA